This is a messenger RNA of Lodderomyces parapsilosis, 1029 nucleotides long. RefSeq names its product fructose 1,6-bisphosphate 1-phosphatase (gene FBP1). NCBI's taxonomy places the organism in Eukaryota, Fungi, Ascomycota, Pichiomycetes, Serinales, Debaryomycetaceae. The record is from RefSeq and is a predicted model, not a curated record. Gene Ontology annotation, biological process: fructose 1,6-bisphosphate metabolic process; fructose 6-phosphate metabolic process; fructose metabolic process. The transcript has a single exon. Bases 1 to 1029 code for a protein of 342 amino acids. Gene Ontology annotation, molecular function: fructose 1,6-bisphosphate 1-phosphatase activity. Gene Ontology annotation, cellular component: cytoplasm; cytosol.
AUGAGUAGCGCACACGAUUCCGUCUCCAAGCAAAUGGACGUCCAAACCGAUAUUGUCACAUUGACGAGGUUUAUCUUGCAAGAACAACAAAAAUUGGCCCCCAAUGCCACUGGUGAGUUGAGUUUAUUGUUGAACUCGUUGCAAUUUGCAUUCAAGUUUAUUGCCCACAACAUUAGAAGAGCUGAAUUGGUUAAUUUGCUCGGUGUUUCAGGCACUGCCAACACCACUGGUGAUGUUCAAAAAAAACUUGAUGUUAUUGGUGAUGAAAUUUUCAUCAAUGCCAUGAAGAGUUCUGGUAAUGUUAAAGUUCUUGUUUCUGAAGAACAAGAGGAUUUGAUUAUUUUCCCAGGAGGUGGUCGUUAUGCUGUUUGUACCGAUCCAAUUGAUGGUUCAUCCAAUAUCGAUGCUGGUGUUUCAGUUGGUACCAUUUUUGGUGUAUACAGAAUUGCGGAAAAUUCAUCUGGCUCAAUUAGCGAUGUUCUUAGAAAGGGAACUGAAUUGGUUUGUGCCGGUUACACCAUGUAUGGUGCAUCAGCUCACUUGAUGUUGACCACUGGAAAUGGGGUCAAUGGGUUCACGUUGGAUACUCAAUUGGGUGAAUUCAUUCUUACUCAACCAAACUUGCGUAUUCCUGAAAGUAGAGCCAUUUACUCAGUUAAUGAAGGUAACUCGUAUUACUGGCCAGAAUAUGUCAAGAAGUAUUUCGAAGACUUGAAAAAACCACAAGAAAAUGGCAAACCAUAUUCUGCUAGAUACAUUGGUUCAAUGGUUGCUGAUAUCCAUAGGACUUUAUUGUAUGGUGGUAUUUUCGCUUAUCCUGGGGAUAGCAAGUCCAAAAAUGGUAAGUUGAGAAUACUUUACGAAGGUUUCCCCAUGGCCAUGUUGUUGGAACAAGCUGGUGGUAAAGCUGUUAAUGACAAGGGUGAAAGAAUUUUGGAAAUCUUACCUAAAGGAAUCCAUGACAAAUCCAGUGUUUGGUUAGGAUCUACAAAGGAAAUUGAGAAAUUUGAAUCUUAUAUUCCUAAAUAG